Messenger RNA from Fusarium venenatum, 444 nucleotides. The record is from RefSeq and is a predicted model, not a curated record. NCBI's taxonomy places the organism in Eukaryota, Fungi, Ascomycota, Sordariomycetes, Hypocreales, Nectriaceae.
AUGUCAACCUGGAUGCUGGCCAGACAACUUACACGGUUGAGCCCCAUGGAAAAUCGGCGAACCCCAGACGAUUCAUUUGUCAUGCAACAUUGGCAGUGGAGUCUAGUCUUUUUCUUUUUUGCUCGUGGAGAUGGAGAUGGAGAGAGGACAUUGAAAGCCGACCGUGACCCGUCAGUAUCCAUCCAGUCAGAGACGCCCUUUGGGCUGCUUUCAGUGCUGUCCUCGGCUAUGGCUCCGGCCUUCAACUGCCCCGUUUCCAAACCUUCCAGGGCGUUUAGCAGCGAGCUUCACAGAUGUCGUUGGAAAGGUGUAGAAGUCAAUGGCCAGUGGGGUUUGUACGUAUUCGGUUUAGUGUCGCUUCUGGGUUUCACCGAAUCCGACACUCCGAGCGAUGGGGACGAUUCCAUUUUUUUGGGAGCUUCUCAGUCGCUCGCCAUCAUAUGA